CUGAAGAACCUAAGACGAAAUGAGUAGCUUAUAACUAUUUUCUUCAUUCUUAUUCGUUAUAAAAUUCCAAGAUGGACUGGUAUGUGGGCACGGAAUGGGAAGAUAAGGGUCGAGGCCUUACCAAGAAGGUGCUCGCCUUUCAGUUCGCCGACAUGGAGAAGCCAACGGCGUGCAGCACCGUGCAGUUCAGUGUCAACAAGAAAUGCGCCAAUUUGGGUGAGCGGCCCAGCAAGUACUUGGCGAGCGAUGAAUCCUCGGUGUAUCCUCAACAGCACUCCCUGGAAAUGGGAACUGCCGUCUACCCAGUGGACUGUUAUGUGGAGAUACUGCUGCAGCAGUUCCUUCCCGGAGAAACCGCCGCCUGUAGCAUCCUGACCAAAAACGGCGUUCGGAUCGAGUUUGAGCUGAGGCUGGAAAAGAUUGUGAAGAACACACAGGUGGAAAAGCUGGACGCAGCAGGAAUCUACGACUUGGCGCUGCGUCUCAAAGAGAGUGGAGUGGCCACAUUUAAAUCCUAUCCGAAAUUCGCAUUCGAUUACUUCGUGCGCGCUGCAAAGUUGCUCAUCACAUACAAACCUUUCGACAAGCUGACCAAGAAAGAGAACGGGAUAAACGGAAGCACAGUUGAGGAGCUUUUCAUCCAGAUUCAGACCAACCUGGCUGCCUGCCUCCUGUUGGAGAAGCGCUACGAGCACGUCAUUUAUCACACACAAUUUGUAGAGACUGCGGAAAGUCCCAGCGAGAAAAGCAUUUACCGGCGUGCUGUGGCCUACUUCCACCUAAAGGAGUUUGCCAAGGCACAGGCCACCAUCGAGCGGGUGCCUAACUACGAGGAAAAGCGCGAGUUUAGCAAGCUGCGGGACAACAUUGCGGUCAGCUGGAAGGAUAGCAACACCCACUACAAGGAGGUGGUGCAGCGUAUGUUCAGCUAGUUCUCAUUGUUACCAUUAUCUCAGCCAACCAACAACUGGUCUGUUUAUAAAAUAGCUUAUAUUUAACAUA
Molecule: messenger RNA, 1002 nt
Organism: Drosophila serrata
Lineage: Eukaryota; Metazoa; Arthropoda; Insecta; Diptera; Drosophilidae
Gene: Bdbt
Product: Bride of doubletime
Molecular function (GO): protein binding
Source: RefSeq, a predicted model, not a curated record